This is a messenger RNA of Brassica rapa (field mustard), 891 nucleotides long. RefSeq names its product peptidyl-prolyl cis-trans isomerase FKBP15-1. The record is from RefSeq and is a predicted model, not a curated record. Lineage: Eukaryota; Viridiplantae; Streptophyta; Magnoliopsida; Brassicales; Brassicaceae. Gene Ontology annotation, cellular component: endoplasmic reticulum. Gene Ontology annotation, biological process: protein peptidyl-prolyl isomerization. Gene Ontology annotation, molecular function: peptidyl-prolyl cis-trans isomerase activity.
GCGCUCAAUGUCUGUGAUUCGCCGCCUAAAAUCACGUUAAUCACGUGGAGAGCAAAUCUGUAUGGAUCGUAUAUUCGCUUUUUGGGCUAUAUGAAGGCCCAUUAAAAACACUUGGUCACUGUUAAAAAAAAGUCAAAUACUAAAAAAAAAAAAACAGAUCUAGAGAGGUGAGCAAGUAAGAUAGAUCGAAGACGAUGAGGAGCUCUGCAUCAUCCGCCAUGAAAGCUGCUGGAGUUUUGGUUCUCCUUGCCGUCUUAACAUCAGUUUAUGCGAAGAAGUCAGGUGAUGUGACAGAGUUGCAGAUUGGUGUUAAGUUCAAGCCGAAGACAUGUGAUGUUCAGGCUCACAAAGGGGACAAGAUCAAGGUCCACUAUCGAGGAAAGUUAACAGAUGGAACUGUGUUUGAUUCAAGUUUUGAGAGAGGUGAUCCUAUUGAGUUUGAGCUUGGAAGUGGUCAAGUCAUUCCAGGAUGGGACCAGGGUCUGCUAGGAGCUUGUGUAGGUGAGAAGAGGAAGCUCAAAAUCCCGUCCAAGCUUGGUUAUGGUGACAACGGCUCACCACCGAAAAUCCCCGGUGGGGCGACAUUGAUAUUCGACACCGAGCUAGUUGCUGUGAACGGGAAACCAUCCGGCGAUGCAAAAACGAAGAAUGAGCUUUGAUUGCAUCCGUUUCCUACUUUUUUUCAUUUCAAAUGAAACCUGUUAAGUCGUGUUCAUUUGCAUUUGAAUCUCGAACAUGGUAGAGACUAGAGUCGUUUACUUUUUGGCUGGUUAAGGACAAUAAUUGCGUGUUUGGUCAUAACAUUAGUUAUGUUGGCACUUGGCAGUUGGAAAAUAACGUGGAAGCGCAGAAAGUCGGUCUAUAAAUCCAUUUUACUGUGUUAGUCCAAGA